Trichoplusia ni (cabbage looper) is the source of this 968-nucleotide messenger RNA. Its product is annotated as calphotin-like. Lineage: Eukaryota; Metazoa; Arthropoda; Insecta; Lepidoptera; Noctuidae. The transcript has 2 exons. The coding region runs from base 110 to 910 and encodes 266 amino acids. The record is from RefSeq and is a predicted model, not a curated record.
UCAGCAAGUGUUUAUCUUUACAACAUCCAUUUUAUAAUUUAACCGUUUGUCUGCGAAUCGUACUGGCAUACGAAGUCGAUCCUCUGUGGUGAAAACACGUUAAUUAAAAAUGAAAGUACUACUGUUGGCUCUGUUCGUCGCGGCCGUUGCUGCCGUGCCUCUGCCCGAGGAUGCCAGUGACGCUGUGCAGAUGAUCGUGAACGGCGUCCCCGAGGGACAGGCCCUGGAUGUAGACCACAUCGUGGACAUCAAGCUGAAGGAGCACGCUGACGGCCAGCUGGUCGCUGCCUCCAACCUCCUCCACCCCUACACCGCUGUCGGCAUCGCCGAGGCCGCUGGUGUCGCUCCCUACUCUGACGUGCUCCCCGAAGCUGUCGCGUUGCCCGCCCCCGUUGAACCUGAAGUAGUCCCCUCACCCGUUGUCCUGCCCGCCCCCGUUGAACCUGAAGUCAACCCUGCCCCCGUUGUCUUGCCCGCUCCCGCUGCCCCGGAAGUCGUCCCUUCACCCGUUGUCUUGCCAGCACCUGUUGCCCCUGAAGUCAACCCCGCACCCGUUGUCUUGCCUGCUCCCGCUGCCCCGGAAGUCGUCCCUUCCCCCGUGGUCUUGCCCGCCCCCGCUACUCCUGAGGUAGUCCCCGCCCCCGUUGUCUUGCCCGCCCCCGUGGCCCCUGAAGUCGUGCCCGCUCCCGUUGUUCUGCCAGCUCCAGCUGUCCCUGAAGUUGUUAUUGACGAGGCUUUGCCCGCCCCCGCCCCUCAGUUCCCCGAAGGUGAGGUCUACAACGACGGUCUCGUCCAGGUGCAGGUCAACGGCCCUGAAGACCCCGGUAUGCUGGCCACCCUCCAGUCCUGGUUGAGCAUGGUCAUCAACUACUUCAACAACGGUGCCGUCACCUCUCAACAGAUUGUCUAAGCUAUGUUAUUAUAAAACGUCUUAAUGUUGUAAGAAUAUAUUUGGCGUUUAUUAGUUA